Messenger RNA from Scomber scombrus (Atlantic mackerel), 2702 nucleotides. RefSeq lists its product as uncharacterized. The coding region runs from base 552 to 2480 and encodes 642 amino acids. The record is from RefSeq and is a predicted model, not a curated record. The transcript has 18 exons. NCBI's taxonomy places the organism in Eukaryota, Metazoa, Chordata, Actinopteri, Scombriformes, Scombridae.
AGGCAGCAAUGUUUGCUGUGUGAUGAAAGCAUAAAGACACCUCUUGUUGUACACUCUUUUAUUCUCUGUUAUAUAUCGUACAUAUGCACACAUAUCAGACAUGAACUUGCUCAGAAUAAUAGUACUCUGUUAGUAAUGUGUCUGCACAACGUGGCAGCAAACAUUAAAGCAGUCCCUGCUUCCCGGCCGACUGGAGUUCAUGUCAAAGGUUAAUGAGCUGCUCCUGCGAGAUCAACCCGCUGAACUCAUCUGUCACAGCGAGCGCUCAGGGAAAUGAACUGGCUAAUGAAAUGAAAAGAGGGAGAGGAUGUGACAAGUGAUCAGCAUUUAACAGUUGGCUGGAUGUGGAAAUGAGAAUAGUGCUUUAGCGUUUUGGUUAUAAAGGAAAGCAAGCUGUAAUUUGAAGCAAAGCCAUUAGAUAGGAGUCAAAUGAUAGCACAAAUGUUGUUCCACCAAAACACACACUUACAUAUAUAUGUCAUCUGUUUCCAUCAGUCAUUCGUAUUUUAUUCAUCCACUCCAUGAGAUUGUAGACACAUACUGCCCUAAAAAUGAUUCCAUACAUCACAAACCAGUGGAUAGGAACCACAAACCACGUAUGCAUACUGCCCUUUGACCGGUUUUUAUAUUGGUGUGAGUGUUAUAAAGAUGAGCAGAGGAAGUGGCUGUUUACAAGUGACAACAUGGAGCUUGGGAGGUUACUACAAGCAAGUCUAACUUUUUUAAUCCUUAUAACCAGCAGCUGUGGAGGACACAUCAAAUCAGGACACUCUGUGAAAAUGGACCAGACUUUGUUAACAUUUCAUAAUCAGCUUCCUGAUGAAGUGUUUGUCUUCUACACCUCAGAUUAUUGCUACAAGUGUGUGUUCCAGCAUUUGGUCAGUGUGAAAGGUGGCAACAACAACGCAUCUGCAGUGAUCAGCACCAAAUUCACUUUGACCUUGCGAGUGGAUUCAAAAAUUAGGAAUUCUACUAUUUGCAGGUGGAGUCAGAUAUAUGAGGAAGGUGGUCAUUACUCAGUGUGGAUCGAGGAGAUAGACGCUGCCAGUAAUCCCAGCUGCAGUCACACUGUGGAUAAAAGACCAAACAACGCACACCUGCCUCUUCUGGUGGCAGUUCUCUUGCUGGCCAUAAUCGCACUCUUGUUUGUUGUGGCACCUUACAUCUACAGGAGACGUCGCACAUCAAAAUUUAUUAAGACCAUUUGCUGCCAAGGCUCUCAGGGCUCAGUGGAUAAUGAUGGAGCACAUGCUUCUGAAGCUGAACACAACGCUUCUAAACCAAAACCAACACGUCUGCGCUCACUGGACACUUUCCGAGGGUUUGCCCUCACUGUGAUGGUUUUUGUGAACUAUGGCGGAGGAGGCUACUGGUUCUUCCAACAUGCACCGUGGAAUGGUCUAACUGUGGCAGAUCUUGUGAUGCCAUGGUUUGUGUUUAUCAUUGGGACUUCAGUGGUGUUGGCUUUCAAAUCCAUGCGAAAGAGAGGAGUGACCCGCCUGCAGCUGCUGCGCAAAAUCUCCUGGAGAACAGUCGUCCUCCUGAUUCUCGGCUUCUGCUUCCUCAACUAUUCUCCAAGAGACGGACCACUGUCCUGGUCCUGGCUGAGGAUCCCUGGAGUGCUGCAGCGUCUGGCCUUCACCUACUUUGCUCUGUCUCUCCUGCAGACUUUCUGGGGCCAGGAAGAAAUCCCAUUGAAAGAGUAUCACUGGUGGAACCCCAUCCAGGAUGUGGUCCUGUAUUGGCCACAGUGGCUGAUUAUCAUCCUUCUGGAGACUCUGUGGCUGUGCAUCACCUUCCUCCUGCCUGUACCCAACUGCCCAACUGGGUAUUUGGGAGCCGGUGGAAUUGGUGAUAAUGGCCUUUACCCAAACUGCACUGGAGGCGCCGCAGGACUCGUUGAUAGAUGGAUGUUUGGUGAUAACAUGUACAGGUACCCCACAUGCAAAGAAAUGUAUCACACCACACAGCCCUUUGACCCAGAGGGGGUUCUGGGUACAAUCAACUCCAUUGUCAUGGGAUUUCUGGGGAUGCAGGCGGGGAAAAUUAUCAUCUGCUUCAAGGGGAUAAACUUCCACAUCCUCUGCCGAUUCCUAGUGUGGGCUGUCAUCCUGGGAAUCUCUGCAGCCAUCCUUUCUAAGUGCACACGAGACGGAGGAUUUAUACCUGUCAAUAAAAACCUUUGGUCAAUUUCCUAUGUGACGUGUAUGGGCUGUCUCUCCUUCCUGCUGCUGGGAGGCAUGUACUUUGUCAUUGAUAUCAAGGGCUGGUGGGGAGGACAGCCAUUCAUAUAUCCAGGCAUGAACUCCAUUUUUGUGUAUGUUGGCCACUCUCUCCUGGGUUUCUACUUCCCAUUCAGCUGGGAGAUGCGCUUCCAGGAGAGUCACUGGGAGUGGCUCUUCCAAAACCUGUGGGGAACUGCACUGUGGGUGAUCAUCGCCUACCUGCUGUACAGAAAGAAAUUCUUCCUCAAAAUAUGAAAAGGGAUGAUUACUUGUCUCUCUCUCACUCUGUAAAUGCAAUUAUCUUUUUUUUUUCCUAUUAAAAACAAGUACUUGUCAUGGUUGGAUAAGUAUUAUAACAUCUAUGUAAGUAAAAAAGCUGGCUCACAGUUCUUGGCCUAAUCAGUUUAGUUUAAUUCUUAUUGAUGUACAGCCUGCCCAGACACACAGCUGCAUGAAGUGCACAGAUAUUCCAUAAUA